This is a messenger RNA of Cyprinodon tularosa, 1267 nucleotides long. RefSeq names its product cyclin-dependent kinase 5, regulatory subunit 1b (p35) (gene cdk5r1b). Lineage: Eukaryota; Metazoa; Chordata; Actinopteri; Cyprinodontiformes; Cyprinodontidae. The coding region runs from base 377 to 1267 and encodes 296 amino acids. The record is from RefSeq and is a predicted model, not a curated record. The transcript is spliced from 2 exons. Gene Ontology annotation, biological process: activation of protein kinase activity; positive regulation of cyclin-dependent protein serine/threonine kinase activity; brain development. Gene Ontology annotation, cellular component: protein kinase 5 complex; cytoplasm. Gene Ontology annotation, molecular function: cyclin-dependent protein serine/threonine kinase activator activity; protein kinase binding.
AGAUCACAACAUCAGCUCUCACAGCAUCCGCAUCUCGCGGCCAUCGGGACCAGGAGCACAUCUUGAUCUGAGCAUCCAUUCCACAGCUGCCCAACACCGUCUGCACACCGCGCACUCUUGCCCAGUUUAUCAUCUUUCCGCCUUUUUUUCACUUUUCUCUCCCGUCUCUUUGGAGGAUCCAGGAUUAUUUUCUUUGUUGCAAUUACUUUGAUCGAGAUGGUUUAAUAUUUUUAGACGCAUCAUUCUAAGGAAGACCAUCGCCUUUUGAAUCAUUUAGCUGGAGAUCUGGAGGUGCAGGUCGUCCAGGUGAUAAAAAUCAUCUCAAAGAGCUCAGAUCUCUGACGCUGAAGCUCCUGGACGCCUCCCAGCUGCCACCAUGGGAACCGUUCUGUCUCUGUCCCCCAGCUACCGGAAGGCGGCUCUCUUCGAAGACGGCUCUGCUACUGUGGGUCACUACACCGCCGUGCAGAACAGCAAGAACGCCAAAGACAAGAACCUGAAGCGCCACUCGCUUAUAAAUGUGUUGCCAUGGAAGCGGAUUGUGGCGGUGUCAGCCAAGAAGAAGAGCUCCAAGAAAGUGCAACCCAAUGGCACUUACCAGAACAACGUGUCCCACCUGAACAAUGAGAACCUGAAGAAGUCGCAGUCCUGCGCUAAUCUGUCCAGCUUCACCCAAGAUCAGAGCAGCCCAGCUCUCAGCAAGGGCUCCAACAACACAUCCUCAGUCAAGAAGGCCCCCCUAACUAACUCCAAUGUGGCCCCAGGGACCCCUAAGAGGGUUAUUGUCCAGGCCUCCACCAGCGAACUGUUGCGCUGCCUCGGGGAGUUCCUGUGCAGGCGCUGCUACCGGCUGAAGCAUCUCUCUCCCACCGACCCGGUGCUUUGGCUGCGCAGUGUCGAUCGCUCCCUGUUGCUGCAAGGCUGGCAGGACCAGGGCUUCAUCACACCUGCCAACGUGGUCUUUGUCUACAUGCUGUGCCGUGAUGUGGUCUCCUCUGAGGUCGCCACAGAGCAUGAGCUGCAGGCUGUGCUCCUCACCUGCCUCUACCUGUCCUACUCCUACAUGGGGAACGAGAUCUCCUACCCGCUCAAGCCUUUUCUUGUGGAGAGCUCCAAGGAGACUUUCUGGGACCGCUGCCUCUCCGUCAUCAACCUGAUGAGCGCCAAGAUGCUCCAGAUCAACUCUGACCCCCACUAUUUCACUCAGGUGUUUGCCGACCUGAAGAACGAGAGCCAGAAGGAGGAGGAGAGGAGCCUGGACCGGUGA